AUGUCGAGCUUCAAGGACUUCGUCAAGGCGCGCAAGGCCGCGGCGGCCAAGGGCGGCGGCGCCGCGGACAAAACACCCGCGCCGGCGCCGCGCCGGCCGCCCGCCGCCGCGCCGCCGCAGGUCGCGCCGCAGCCGCCCGCGCGGCCGCCCUACGCCGGCCCGCGCGUGCUCAUGGUGACGACGGCGAACCUCUUCGUCUACGACAACAGCGGCCGGAGCAGCGACAUGACGAAGCGGCCCACGGGCGGGCUGACGCUGACGUACGCGCUGACGCGCUACGCGAAGCGCGCGCUGGCCGCGCGCGUCGUCGCCGUCGACUUCGUCUUCAAGCACUACGAGCGCGAGGCGCGCCGGUGGGAGGGCCUGGACGUGGACUGCGUGCGCCUCGGCUGCGACCCGCAGAUCGCGGCGGGCGCCUACGACGUCGUCGUCGUGAGCUCGCCGGAGCUCGGCGUCGCGCGGUGGGUGUCGGCGCACUGCGACGCGCCGCUCAAGAUCGCCAUGUGCCACGACUACGCCGGCGCGCCCUGGGGCCCGUUCACGAACACGGACGAGGACCAGCGGGAGGAGCUCUACGCCGUGCUCGCGGGCUGGCGGCUCCUCACGGACUCGCAGCACGUCGCCGACUACCACAACCGGUUCGCGCCCGAGGCCUACGCGGCGCGGGGGCUACCGAACCCGCCGACGGCGCGCCAGUGCUACGGGGCCUGCUACGGCUACUACGAGCGCCACCGGAUGCCCCACUUUGCCGACGCGAUCGAGCGCGAGUACGUGACGAUCAUCUCGCCCUGCGCGCCCAAGGGCCUCUCGAUGAUCGCCGCGCUGUCGCCGAUGAUGCCCACGACCAAGUUCCUCUGCGUGGCGACGGCCUGGACGAACGGCGUCGUCCAGCACAUCCUGAAGCGCUUCGAGAACGUCGACAUCCAGAUGGGCACGCAGAACGUCGACGACUUCUACGCGCAGACGAAGGUCCUCAUCGUGCCGUCGAUCUGGCCCGAGGCCUUUGGGCUCGUGACCAUGGAGGCGUCGGCGCGCGGCAUCCCCGUCGUGUCCACGGACCACGGCGGCCUGACGGAGGCGAACCCCGUCGCGCGGCUCAAGAUCCGGACGCCCUACUUCUACGACCACGCGGGCUUCCAGCUGCUGCGGGACACGACGCUCGACGACAUGAUGGAGCGGCCGCGGCCGCCGCCGCCGGACGACGUCGUCGCCGCGGGCGGCGACGCGGAGAAGCGCCAGGAGAAGGUGUCGAAGCACCUCCUGCGCUGCCUGCUGCACAUCGCGCCCCAGGACGUCGCGCUGCCCUUCGCGAACCUCAUCCACGCGCUCAUGACCGACGACGCGUUCUACGCGGCGGCCGCCGCGGACGCGCGGAAGAGCGGCCUCGCCUUCAUCGAGAAGCACGAGGACAAGAUGGACGCCAUCAUCGCCGAGGACUUCGCGAACCCCGCGGUCUUUAAGUUCUAG
This is a messenger RNA of Aureococcus anophagefferens, 1467 nucleotides long. RefSeq lists its product as hypothetical. Bases 1 to 1467 code for a protein of 488 amino acids. NCBI's taxonomy places the organism in Eukaryota, Pelagophyceae, Pelagomonadales, Pelagomonadaceae. The record is from RefSeq and is a predicted model, not a curated record. The transcript has a single exon. Gene Ontology annotation, molecular function: glycosyltransferase activity.